Lipotes vexillifer (Yangtze River dolphin) is the source of this 900-nucleotide messenger RNA. RefSeq names its product RELT like 1 (gene RELL1). The record is from RefSeq and is a predicted model, not a curated record. Gene Ontology annotation, biological process: positive regulation of p38MAPK cascade. Lineage: Eukaryota; Metazoa; Chordata; Mammalia; Artiodactyla; Lipotidae. The transcript is spliced from 6 exons. Bases 85 to 897 code for a protein of 270 amino acids. Gene Ontology annotation, cellular component: plasma membrane.
GUCAGCGCGCGGGCUCCAGAGCUGCUCUUCUUGCCGGAGCCCGGGACGGGGCGCCCCGCGGGAGGAGGGCGAAGAGCCGCGGCGAUGGUUCCGCCGGGACUCCUGGAGUCCGCUGUCCUCGCCGCUGCUGUCUUCGUGGGAGGCGCCGUGAGUUCGCCGCUCGUGGCCCCGGACAAUGAUGGCAGCCUCCCGUUACACUCCAGAACUGAGACGACGCCCUCGCCCACGAACAAUGGAAAUGGACACCCAGAAUACAUUGCGUACGCGCUUGUCCCUGUGUUCUUCAUCAUGGGUCUCUUCGGCGUCCUCAUCUGCCACCUGCUUAAGAAGAAAGGCUAUCGUUGUACAACAGAAGCUGAGCAAGACGUGAAAGAAGAAAAGGUUGAAAAGAUAGAAUUGAACGACAGUGUAAAUGAAAAUAGUGACACCGUUGGGCAAAUUGUCCACUACAUCAUGAAAAACGAAGCAAAUGCUGAUGUUUUAAAGGCAAUGGUAGCAGAUAACAACCUGUGUGAUCCUGAAAGCCCGGCGACCCCUAGCACUCCUGGGAGCCCGCCUGUGAGCCCCGGGCCCUUGUCGCCAGGUGGCACCCCAGGGAAGCACAUCUGCGGCCACCAUCUGCACACAGUGGGUGGUGCUGUCGAGCGGGACGUGUGUCAUCGAUGUAGGCACAAGCGAUGGCACUUCAUAAAACCCACCAACAAGGCCAAAGAGGGCCGCUCAAGGCGCCAAGGAGAAGUUACUGUCCUCUCUGUGGGCAGGUUUAGAGUUACGAAAGUGGAACACAAGUCAAAUCAGAAGGAGCGGAGAAGUUUAAUGUCAGUUAGUGGGACCGACAGCGUCAAUGGGGAGGUGUCUAUGACACCCCUGAAGAGGGAGCGAAGUGGCACAGAGUAGCAG